Messenger RNA from Macrosiphum euphorbiae (potato aphid), 1014 nucleotides. NCBI's taxonomy places the organism in Eukaryota, Metazoa, Arthropoda, Insecta, Hemiptera, Aphididae. The record is from the annotation of a GenBank genome assembly.
AUGGCUAGGGUAUUAAUUUUAGGGUCUGUUAUUUUGAUCAGUGUCUAUGUAACGGAACAAGCAUAUUUUUUGGAAAAAGAUUUCAUCGACAAUAUCAAUGAACAAGCAACGACAUGGAAGGCCGGUGCUAAUUUCGACCCAAGUACACCAAAAGAACACAUCUUAAGACUUUUGGGAUCAAGAGGCGUACAAAUUCCAGACAAAGCUAAAUAUAAUAUGUAUAAGAACGACGAUGACGCAGACAACUACCAGGAAAUUCCCAGGAAAUUUGACGCGAGGAAGAAAUGGAUACGUUGCAAAACGAUUGGAGAAGUCAGAGACCAAGGAAAUUGCGCAUCGGAUUGGGCAUUGUCGACGAGCUCAGCUUUUGCAGACCGCUUGUGCGUGGCUACAAAUGGAGAUUUCAAUCAACUGUUAUCCGCCGAAGAAAUCACUUUUUGCUGUCACAAGUGUGGUAAUGGAUGUAACGGAGGUUAUCCGAUAAAAGCGUGGAAGCGUUUUAAAAAGCAUGGUCUUGUUACGGGAGGAAAUUAUAAAUCAGGAGAGGGGUGUGAACCGUACAGAGUCCCACCUUGUCUUCAUGAUGAAUAUGGAAAUAAUACAUGCUCGGGUCAACCACUGGAAUCAAAUCACAGAUGCACGAGAAAUUGUUACGGAGAUCAAGAUAUCGAUUUCAACAAAGAUCACAGAUACACGAGAGACCAUUACUACCUCACAUAUAGAGGUAUUCAAAAGGACGUUAUCAAUUAUGGACCAAUUGAAGCAUCGUUUGAUGUGUAUGACGAUUUUCCCAGCUACAAGUCAGGCAUUUACGUGAAAUCAGAAAAUGCCUCAUAUUUAGGAACGCACUCCGUGAAGCUGAUUGGUUGGGGUGAAGAAUACGGAGUCCUCUAUUGGUUGAUGGUCAAUUCGUGGAACUCAGAUUGGGGAGACCAGGGUUUGUUCAAAAUUCGACGAGGCACAAACGAAUGUGGAGUUGACAAUUCAACCACAGGAGGUGUCCCCGAUACUUAA